AUGUCAGUGCACCCCUGCAUCACCAGCAACACGAUGAUGUCACUUCUGGUGCAUGCUGGAACUGACAUGGCCACGUUGCUGGAAAUAGUGCAGAAUCAGUCCGCGGGAGUAGGCCAUCUGGCCCACCUUGCCCACAACAUCCCGUCACUGCAAAGCAACACCUCUCCAGACAACUGCACUGAACCUGGCACAGAUUUCCAACACUCCCUUUACGCAGUGACGUACACCAUCAUCUUCAUACCAGGCCUCCUGACCAACAGUGCGGCGCUGUGGAUUUUAUGCCGUUUCAUCAGCAAGCGGAACAAAACCGUGAUUUUCAUGGUCAACUUGGCUGCAGCUGACUUUGCUCACGUUCUCUCCUUACCUUUGCGGAUAUAUUAUUACAUCAACAACUACUGGCCCUUUGGGGGCUUCCUUUGUCAUUUCUGCUUCUACGUCAAGUAUCUCAACAUGUACGCAAGCAUUUGCUUCCUGACCUGCAUCAGCGUGCAAAGAUACUUUUUCCUCCUCCACCCGUUCAGGGCCAAAGACUGGAAGCGGCGGUAUGACGUCGCCAUAUGCAUUGUCGUGUGGGUCUUCGUGGGAGUCGCUUGCUUGCCAUUCCCACUGAUGAGAGAUUCCAAAAACUCGAAGACUUGCUUCACUGAACUUGGCAUCAGAAAGAUGGCCAACAAAGCUGUCCCUCUCAUAAUGGUGACAGUGGCCGAAUGUGUUGGUUUUUUGGUCCCGCUGAUCAUCAUUGUCUAUUGCACCUGGAAGACCAAAGCUUCUCUUCAAGAAUCUCAAAUAUCUCUGCAAAAUGUGUUGGAAAAGCAGAAAGCGUUGCGGAUGGUGGCCACGUGUGUCGUUGUGUUUUGUGUGUGUUUUGCACCGUAUCAUAUUGUUUUUUUCUUCUUUAUGAUGGUCAAAGAGAUGAUUAUUACAGACUGUGGAGCAGUUAAAAGUAUUUUGUACAUACACCCAUUUUGCUUAAGCCUCGCCAGCUUCAACUGUUGUUUAGAUCCCAUCCUAUAUUUCUUUACAACUUCCGAAUUUCGGGACCAGAUCUCAAGACACAGCAGUCUGGCCAUCAGGGGUCGUCUGAUGAGCAAGGAAAGUGGUUCUUCAGUGAAAGAAUAA
Molecule: messenger RNA, 1119 nt
Organism: Euleptes europaea (tarantolino)
Lineage: Eukaryota; Metazoa; Chordata; Lepidosauria; Squamata; Sphaerodactylidae
Product: putative P2Y purinoceptor 10
Exons: 2
Coding region: 1-1119 (372 amino acids)
Biological process (GO): positive regulation of Rho protein signal transduction; phospholipase C-activating G protein-coupled receptor signaling pathway
Cellular component (GO): membrane
Molecular function (GO): G protein-coupled receptor activity
Source: RefSeq, a predicted model, not a curated record